Messenger RNA from Cyphellophora attinorum, 2118 nucleotides. RefSeq names its product Long-chain-fatty-acid--CoA ligase 1. The transcript is spliced from 3 exons. Gene Ontology annotation, molecular function: long-chain fatty acid-CoA ligase activity. Gene Ontology annotation, biological process: long-chain fatty acid metabolic process; long-chain fatty-acyl-CoA metabolic process. The record is from RefSeq and is a predicted model, not a curated record. Bases 1 to 2118 code for a protein of 705 amino acids. Lineage: Eukaryota; Fungi; Ascomycota; Eurotiomycetes; Chaetothyriales; Cyphellophoraceae. Gene Ontology annotation, cellular component: plasma membrane; lipid droplet; endoplasmic reticulum.
AUGUCGUUCCAAGCAUUGGACAAGGACACACGGCCGAGAUUUGAUGGCUUCGCCCAACCGCAUAUGAAGGACAAGGGUCCCUUCACCGUCGAGGCCGCCGGCUACGAGAAGAAAGAUGGCGAGACCAUACCAAGACGGCAUCCUCUUGCCAAAGACAAGCUGUUUGACAGGCCUUCCUCGGAUGUGUCAACUACGUACGAGAACCUCAAGAGAUCGGCAAAGAAGUUUGGCAAUAACAAAGCGAUUGGCACCCGCAAGCUGAUCAAAGAACAUGUGGAGAACAAGAAGGUCAAGAAGAUCGUUGACGGCGUUGAGAAGGAGGUCGACAAGAAAUGGACCUACUACGAGCUGAGCGGCUACGAGUACAUGUCGUUCCUCGACUAUGAGAAGCUGGCACUCGAUCUGGGUUCAGGCCUUGCAGGUCUCGGCAUAACAUCAUCCGAUAAGAUACACCAAUAUGGUGCCACCAGCGCGAAUUGGCUUGCUAUGUCUCACGCCGCAGCCUCGCAAUCGAUUCCUAUUGUGACUGCAUACGAUUCACUGGGUCCCGACGGCUUGAAGCAUUCACUCCAGCAGACCGGCUCCAAGGCCAUCUUCAUCGACCCAAAUCUGCUCAGCACCCUCGCAAGUGUUGUCGGAGAUGCUCCAUCCAUCGAACACAUUAUAUACAACACCCUCCCAGAGAGCAAGAGUCUGAGUAAAGAUAUCGAAAGCCUGAAAAGCAAGCGGAGCUCUCUUAACGUACUCAGCAUCGAUGAGCUACGUAAAGCGGGUGCCGACAAGCCCGUCGAGGCCAAGCCACCAACUCCUGACGACAUCUGCUGCAUCAUGUACACAUCCGGCUCGACUGGACCGCCCAAAGGUGUCAUUUUGAAGCAUCGGCAGGUCGUCGCCUCAAUGGCUGGCGUCCAAACCGUCGUUGGACCUUACAUCGGCCCCUCGGACGCUCUCCUCACCUAUCUUCCACAGUCACAUAUUCUCGAGUUCAUGUUCGAGAAUGCAUGUCUCUAUUGGGGCGGUGUUAUGGGCUACGGGAGUCCAAAGACACUUUCCGAUGCAUCAGUCCGCAAUUGUAAAGGCGACAUCAGGGAAUUUCAGCCUACAAUUCUUGUUGGUGUACCCGCAGUGUGGGAAUCAGUGAAGAAAGGCAUCCUCUCUAAGGUGAAUGCCGGAUCUGCAGUGGUGAGAAGCAUGUUUUGGGGCGCUAUGUCGCUCAAGCAAACGCUGCUCGGUUAUGGCCUUCCUGGCGCGGGUGUUCUUGAUGCUGUUGUGUUCAAGAAGCUCAAGGAUGCCACGGGUGGCCGACUGCGCAUUGCUUUCACGGGUGGCGGGCCCAUAUCUGAAGAUACUGUCAAGUUCAUCAGUUAUGCAGUCACACCCAUGAUCUCUGGCUAUGGUCUGACAGAGACAUCUGCCAUGGGCUGCAUCCAGGAGCCAUUCCACUGGGAUCCUUCUGCAUUAGGUGAUAUCACCGGCUCCAUCGAGAUCAAGCUUGUCGACUUCGCGGAUGCUGGUUACCAUUCGACCAAUAACCCGCCUCAGGGUGAGAUCUGGAUUCGCGGUCCACCUGUGACCGAAGGUUAUUGGGACAAUGAGAAGGAAACCAAGGAAGCCUUUGAGGAUGGCUGGUUCAAGACCGGAGACAUUGGAGAAUGGAACAAGAAUGGCCACCUGCGCAUCAUCGAUCGCAAGAAGAACUUGGUCAAGACUCUCAACGGCGAAUACAUUGCAAUCGAGAAGCUCGAGUCUACUUAUCGCUCAGCACCAGUCGUUGGCAACAUCUGCUGCUACGCUUCAAGCGAGAAAUCCAAACCUAUUGCCAUCGUUGUGCCAGUCGAGGCUGCUUUGAAGAAGCUUGCUUCCGAGAACGGCAUCCAGGGCGACAGCGUGGAGGAGCUGGUCCAUCAGAAGAAAAUGAAGGACGUUGUUCUCAAGGAGCUGCAGAAGGUUGGCAGAAACUUGGGUCUCCAAGGUAUUGAGAUCAUUGAAGGAGUCGUGCUCACUGAAGAAGAGUGGACCCCACAGAGUGGCUUUAUCUCACCCGCGCAGAAGCUGCAACGCAAGAAGAUCCUCGAUCACUACCAGAAGGAGGUCAAGGAAGCCUAUGGCGAUUCCUGA